CUCUUCCCUACCACUUCCUCUUCCUCACCACCGAAAGCUUAGUUUUAAAAGUCAAAUUUCUCUGUAGCAAUCAGAAAUGACUUCCUCAUCUUUGCCUUCUGCUUUCCUGCCAACACUUCAAAGUUCCGAUAAGCCCUUCAAACGCCGAUCCUCUGUUGCUCCCAUCACUGCUUCAGUAUCUGAAAAAUCCUCUGUUUCUAACUCACCUGUCUCUAUUUCCUCAUCAGAACCCCCCAAGCUUCCCAUUCGUAAAAUCCCCGGUGACUAUGGCCUUCCAUUCUUCGGUGCCAUUAAAGACCGUCUUGAUUAUUUCUAUAAUCAAGGCAGAGACGAGUUUUUCAAAUCCAGGGUUCAAAAGUACCAGUCCACCGUGUACAGAGUUAACAUGCCACCUGGUCCUUUUAUCUCUAGCAAUUCAAAGGUGGUUAUUGUUCUCGACGGGAAGAGCUUUCCGGUACUAUUCGAUGUGACCAAAGUCGAAAAGAAAGAUCUUUUCACCGGCACUUACAUGCCGUCUACUGAUCUCACCGGCGGUUACAGAGUUCUUUCUUAUCUUGACCCAUCUGAACCAAAACACGCCCAACUCAAGCAAUUCUUGUUCUAUCUUUUAAAGUCUCGUCGCGAUUAUGUAAUCCCUGAGUUCGCCGCGAGUUACAAUCAACUGUUCGAUGGUCUCGAGAAGGAUCUAGCAUCCAAAGGCAAGGUCAGUUUUAACGAUCCCGGCGACCAGGCUGCUUUUAGCUUCUUGGGGAAGUGUUACUUUGGUGUUAAUCCAGUCGAUGGUAAGCUUGGAACUGACGGACCUUCGUUGAUUACGAAAUGGGUAGGGUUUCAACUCGCUCCGAUUCUCUCUGUUGGCCUACCUGCAUUUAUUGAGGAGCCACUCAUCCACACGUUCCGUCUACCCGCUUUUCUAAACAAGAAAGACUACGGCCGCCUCUACGACUUCUUCUCUUCCUCUGCCGGAUCUCUGCUCGACGAAGCAGAAAAAAUGGGUAUUGCUAGAGAGGAAGCUUGCCACAAUCUCCUCUUCGCUACCUGCUUCAAUACAUUCGGUGGCAUGAAGAUUUUCUUCCCUAGUAUAUUGAAAUGGAUCGGCCGAGCCGGAAUGAAGCUCCACACCGAGUUAGCCCAAGAGAUCAGAUCAGUACUCAAAGCCAACGGUGGAGAAAUCACGAUGGCCGCUCUUGAACAAAUGCCUCUGAUGAAAUCAGCUGUUUAUGAAGCUUUCCGUAUCGACCCGCCGGUGCCAACUCAGUACGGGAAGGCUAAACGGGACAUAAUCAUCGAAAGUCAUGACGCGGCGUUUGAAAUUAAAGAAGGGGAAAUGAUAUUCGGCUUCCAACCAUUUGCAACCAAAGAUCCGAAGAUUUUUGACCGACCCGAAGAGUAUGUUGCCGACAGAUUCGUCGGCGAUGGAGAGAAAUUAUUGCAGCAUGUGCUUUGGUCUAAUGGGCCUGAGACGGAGCAUCCCACCAUUGGAAACAAGCAAUGUGCCGGUAAAGAUUUUGUCGUCUUAAUGUCUAGACUUUUCGUCGUUGAAAUUUUCCGGCGAUAUGAUUCAUUCGAGAUUGAAAUUGCUACGUCAGCGUUGGGUGCUUCUGUAACAAUUACGUCCUUGAAGAGAGCAACGUUUUAGAAGAAUGGGCAUUUUAAAUUCAGCCAAAAUUGUGGAAGGUCUAGUGUAAUAAUUGCUGGAAAUUUACUUUCUAUUUUUUGAAGUCAAUGUUGGUGAUGUAAUUUUUAUAUAUUAAAAUAAUUUUUUUUUUUUAAA
This is a messenger RNA of Mercurialis annua (annual mercury), 1774 nucleotides long. RefSeq names its product allene oxide synthase. The record is from RefSeq and is a predicted model, not a curated record. Gene Ontology annotation, biological process: jasmonic acid biosynthetic process; sterol metabolic process. Gene Ontology annotation, cellular component: chloroplast envelope; chloroplast thylakoid membrane. NCBI's taxonomy places the organism in Eukaryota, Viridiplantae, Streptophyta, Magnoliopsida, Malpighiales, Euphorbiaceae. The transcript has a single exon. Bases 77 to 1639 code for a protein of 520 amino acids. Gene Ontology annotation, molecular function: heme binding; iron ion binding; oxidoreductase activity, acting on paired donors, with incorporation or reduction of molecular oxygen.